Messenger RNA from Adineta ricciae, 393 nucleotides. NCBI's taxonomy places the organism in Eukaryota, Metazoa, Rotifera, Eurotatoria, Adinetida, Adinetidae. The record is from the annotation of a GenBank genome assembly.
AUGUGGGACAACGUUGGUAUCGAAUCAGUUAAGCUCAUUACAGCAGAGUUGCCCAAUCUCAUCAAACAAUUAAACGUCUCCGCGAGAGUAUUUGGUGCAGAUUCAGCUGAAAUCAUCAAGAUAGUAUUAUCCGAACUCGUCAAACAGUUACCUCAUGUUACUAAACUGUUUGGUACAGGUGCCAUCCAGGCGAUUCUUCGAGAUCCAUAUGUCAAAUUAUUUCUUGUUUCGCUGACUAUUUAUCAAGUUUACAAGACACUUUUUAUUAUUCAACAACUAGACUACAAUGCUUUGUGUCGUAAUGUGCGGAAAUUUGUCAUCUAUCCUGCCAUUUCGGUAGUUUGCUUGUGGAUUGUGUGUUGGCUCAAGAGGCGUUUUCGAAAUCGAAAGUGA